Molecule: messenger RNA, 1694 nt
Organism: Carica papaya (papaya)
Lineage: Eukaryota; Viridiplantae; Streptophyta; Magnoliopsida; Brassicales; Caricaceae
Product: Sec14p-like phosphatidylinositol transfer family protein
Molecular function (GO): lipid binding
Source: RefSeq, a predicted model, not a curated record
UCAUUUCCCGAUUCCUUUCGGCCGGUGGGGCCCAAACGUUCUUCCAACGCCAAAAACUUGCUGGCUUCCAGGCUAGCAAAACCCUUGGGCAAAUCAAAUAAUCUCCAACGGCUCAUCUGCGGUGGCUCCAGCCAAACAAGAAAUAAGAAACCAGAGUUCGCUCAUUUCUUAAAACCCACAACCGCCGAACCGGUCCUUGAGCAAGAAACAAUGACUGUGGAGGCUGUUAAGGUUGAAGAGAAGCAGAUGGAUGAGGUUGCAGUUCCUCAAGAGGAGUGCGAGAAGGUUGUUGAAGCUGUUGAUGAGCAAGUUGUGGAGUUGGAUGAAUCCGAGCCCAAGACAGUGGAGAAAAGUUCUUCUUUUAAGGAAGAGAGCAACUUUCUCUCGGAUCUUAAAGAGUUUGAGAGGAAAGCUCUGAGUGAUCUUAAAUCCAAGAUCGAAGAAGCGAUUCUCGAUAACAGUUUGUUUGAGAAAGAAGAAUCCAAAAAGAAGGGGAGUGAAGUGGAAGAGAAGGAAAAAGCUGUAGCAGAGGUGAAAGGAGGAGGAGAAGAAAAAGAGGAAGCUGAAAAGCAGGAGGAAGAGGAGAAGAAGAUUCCUGAGUUGGGUAGUGAAGGAAAAGGGAAAGAGAUUGACGGGGAAAUCAAAAUCAGUCUUUGGGGAGUGCCUCUUUUGCCUAGCAAAGGAGAAGAGAGUACUGAUGUUGUACUGUUGAAGUUCUUGAGGGCAAGAGAGUUCAAGGUAAAUGAUGCAUUUGAGAUGCUGAAGAAGACCAUUCAGUGGAGGAAAGAUAUCAACAUGGAUUCUAUCUUGGAAGAGGACUUUGGUUCUGAUCUAAGCUCAGCUGCUUAUAUGAAUGGUGUUGACCGUGAAGGUCAUCCUGUGUGUUAUAACAUUCAUGGAGUUUUUGAAAAUGAGGAGCUCUACCAGAAAACUUUUGGCAGUGAGGAAAAGAGAAUCAGGUUCUUGAGAUGGAGGUUUCAGUUGAUGGAAAAAGGGAUUCAGAAGCUUGAUUUAAGACCUGGAGGUGUUACUUCUCUUCUUCAAAUCAAUGAUCUCAAGAAUUCUCCAGGCCUCUCAAAGAAAGAACUGAGGAUUGCCAUGAAACAAGCUGUUUCUACUUUGCAGGACAAUUACCCUGAAUUUGUUGCUAGAAAUAUAUUUAUAAAUGUUCCAUUCUGGUACUUUGCUCUCAAUGCUUUGUUAUCUCCUUUCUUAACACAAAGAACCAAGAGCAAGUUUGUUGUUGCUCGUCCUGCUAAAGUUACAGAAACCCUUUUCAAGUAUAUUUCAGCUGAGGAAGUCCCCAUUCAAUACGGUGGUUUCAAGAGGGAGAAUGAUUUGGAAUUCUCCACUGAAGAUUCUUCAGUCUCUGAACUUGUAAUCAAAUCUGGAUCAACAGAAACCAUAGAAAUCCCUGCCAACGAGAUUGACAGUAAACUGGUGUGGGACUUGACUGUGUUGGGUUGGGAAGUGAAUUACAAGGAAGAAUUUGUGCCAGCAGAUGAAGGGUCUUAUACCAUCAUUGUUCAAAAGGGGAAGAAGAUGAGUUCCAAUGAAGAACCAAUUAGGAACAGUUUCAGGAACAGUGAGCCAGGGAAGAUUGUUCUGACUGUACAGAAUUUAUCGAGCAAGAAGAAGAGAGUCUUGUAUAGGUACAAGAUCAACAAAGGCGGCUCCUUUUAGGAAGAAGAAAA